UGCUCUUUUAUGUCGAACUGACUGUUGGUUGUUUACAUUUGUUUAUGGUUUAUAUUGGUAUCCGUUUUGCUUUUGAAUUACAAAUAAUUAUAAUUGAAUCUAUUCACUUAUUAAAAAAUAUUUAGUUAUUAUUAUAUCGGUAUAUUUAUACUUCUGCGUUCAGAAUUACAUAAAAUGUCCUUACCUUGGCAUAUUCCUCUUGAAUCACUUCCGACUUUAAAAGAAAAGAAGGGGCCAUUAGAAACUACCCAGCUGAAACACUACUGCAAUUUGAAUAUUCAUGAAAAUCCUUGUGAAGAACUACAAACUGGUCUUAUGUGUGAAAUUGGCAUGAAUAACCGAGAACCAGGGGUAAUACAAAGACUUAUAGCUUCGGGUAUGACUGUAGCGCGUUUGAAUUUGCGUGAUUUGGAACCAGAUUCUUGUGCGCACUUAAUCCAAAGCAUCCGACAAGCGGUGUACAAUUAUAGCGCUGAGUUAGAAUAUGUUUAUCCUUUGGCUUUAAUUGUUGAUGUUAGAGGGCCUGAUAUAGUUACUGGUGAUCUUAAAGGUGGUCCAAAAACAAUGGUUGAACUCCUUCAACAGGAAACUAUCAGGCUAACUACAGAUCCGAGUUGGCGAGAAUGUGGAACUGCCGAUUGCUUAUAUGUCGGUUAUGACCAUUUAACCGAUUUACAGCCCAGCGAUAUUCUGUUUAUAGAUAGCCUCACUUCUGGAAAAAUUAAAUUAGUCAUUUUAGCAGUUGGUGAUGACUCUAUCGAAUGUGAAAUUGCUAUUGGAGGUACGAUUGGGGCAAAAAUGCCAGUACGGUUGUCAAAAGUUCCACGAGAAAACGAUAGUGGUUACAAGAAAGGUCACGAAAAUAUCGAAUCUGCAUCAUGUGAUUCAUCACAACAACCAUUUGAAUACAUGGAAGAUCAGAUAGCCUGGGCUGUAGCUUCUGAUAUUGAUGGAGUUUUAAUUCCAAAUUCUCAAAAUGCUCAAGAUAUUCGUCAUGUACGAUCCAUUCUUUCCGAAAGAGGCAAGCAUAUGCUUGUCUUUGCAUGCAUAGAUUCCGUAAUAGGAUUGGACAAUAUUGAUGAGCUACUUACUGAAGCUGAUGGUAUAUUCAUCGACAGAUGCAUUUUAAGUACAGAUUUGCCGGUAGAGAAAAUUUUUAUAGCUCAAAAAAUUAUAGUGUCGAAAUGCAAUAACGCUGGGAAACCAUGUAUAUGCAAAACUGUCAUAAAUGAACAAAUACCGACAUUAUGCGUUACUGAUAUAGCUAAUUUGGUUUUGGAUGGUGUUGAUGUCCUGUCAUUAGAGUUACAUUAUGAUUCGCCUUUAAAAAAACUUUCGCCAUCUUACGAUGUGGUUCGAAUGGCUGAACAUUGUGUAGCAGCUGCCGCUGUUAUUUGCAGACAAGCUGAAAGAAUAUUAUGGCAACCUAAAAUCUACGGUAAUUUGGAAUUAAUGCAGAGCCCUCUCGAAGAGCCCACGAAGGCGAUUUGUGUUAGCGCAGUAGAGUUGGCUACGCGAUCUCGUUCCGCUGUCAUCAUUUGUUUAACGAAUUCGGGUCGUACUGCAAAAUUGUUAUCACAUGCUAAGCCUGUUUGUCCAAUCGUCGCAGUCACCAGAACCUGCCACACAGCUAGACAACUUCGUUUCUGGAGAGGUGUACGGGCUAUGCAUUAUUUUGAGUCCGCAAAGAGUACUUGGAAUUUAGAAAUGGAAGCGCGUAUCCACGCUGCUCUGGAUUACUGUAAAGCAAAGAGAAUAUUACGCGCAGGCGAUGCGUACGUAGUAGUAACAAGUUUACGUCGAGGAGUUGGAUACUGUGACUCUGCCCAAACUGGACUCUUAUUUCUGGAUAUUCAGAGUGUCAGACACCUGCAGCUAAAGCAGAUUGUAAAAGUAACGUUGUUUGGAAUCAGCCCAUAGAUUUACAUUACGUUAGUAAAGGAAUUCAAGG
Maniola jurtina (meadow brown) is the source of this 1951-nucleotide messenger RNA. RefSeq names its product pyruvate kinase-like. Lineage: Eukaryota; Metazoa; Arthropoda; Insecta; Lepidoptera; Nymphalidae. Gene Ontology annotation, biological process: glycolytic process. The transcript has 2 exons. The record is from RefSeq and is a predicted model, not a curated record. Gene Ontology annotation, cellular component: cytoplasm. Bases 175 to 1920 code for a protein of 581 amino acids. Gene Ontology annotation, molecular function: potassium ion binding; magnesium ion binding; pyruvate kinase activity.